Cercocebus atys (sooty mangabey) is the source of this 6336-nucleotide messenger RNA. It is a transcript of the gene LANCL2, whose product is annotated as LanC lantibiotic synthetase component C-like 2 (bacterial). Lineage: Eukaryota; Metazoa; Chordata; Mammalia; Primates; Cercopithecidae. The transcript is spliced from 10 exons. The record is from RefSeq and is a predicted model, not a curated record. Gene Ontology annotation, cellular component: plasma membrane. Gene Ontology annotation, biological process: carbohydrate metabolic process; peptide modification. The coding region runs from base 2500 to 3885 and encodes 461 amino acids.
GCACCCGGCGGCUUCCCCAAGUGCUGCUCCGCCCAGUGCCCGCAGCCUGAACGGCGCCCCAGAUCUCAGCGUAGUGCCACAAUGCUGCCCUGUCCCACAUCGUGUCCUUUGACUCUGUCUUCAAGAGAAACGUCGGUUGCCAGGGGUCCUCACAACUCUUUGGGUGUGCUUUGGGCCGGAAUGUAUGUCCUCUUGCCCUUCUCUUACACAGAAGAGUGGGAGGGUGUCCUAAGAAUUUGACUUGUCCUAAGGAAAAUAAAGUUGUAAUUUCAAGGAACUGACCAAGGUCUCCGUACUACUGAAGAGCUCAAGAGUGGCCACGGGGCAAUAUAGCCCUGGGUGCGAAAGGAUCCUGGAUCCUUUCGAAAAGCCCUGGAUCCGCAGAAGGGAUCCCAUGUGUUCUGCAUUAAAAAGCCCCCAGGGGACAGGAGGCUGAAGAAAGGGAACCUGCCACUUCUCCAUAAAAUAGUGUCAGAGAGCUGUCCGGGAGAGCAGAGGAUCUGCCGAUCAGACAGCAUUUAGGAAAAUAUACCGAUUCCUUAAAUUGGGUUUCGAUUUUUCAGCUUUUGAAAAUAUUGGUCUUCUUUAGGACAGGUUUGUGUACUUGCCAACAGUUACCAGUUAUCCACCAGCAGACUGCAGGAAGAAGAGACCAUCUUCACUUCCCUUCUGGGUAGGGAGAGCUCAGAGUUCACGAGGCUUAACCUAACAAAGCCCGCAGUGGACGUUCCUGCUGUACCUGUCCAAGGCGUGAUAGUUCCCCGGGCUUUGGGCAACAUCUACUGUGGGUUAUUUCGUCUAGUUGAAUCCCUGUGGUGCGAUAAGGAUGGCUCCUAAAGCAUGUCGGCAUCAGUAGUUCCUGGAGUGGAUUUUCCUACACCGUGUAGGUAUGAAAAUUUGAUGGGAGAAAAGACCCUAGGAAAGGGGAAAGCAAGAAAGUGGAGCUAAGGGAUGCUGCUAUAACAGUCAUCCUCUUGUAUCCGUUCUGCUUCCCUGAACUUUGAAGAUACUUAUGCUGAAUACCCCCUUUAAAAUGAUUUUCUUCUACACUGUACCUUCCCAUGGUCACGUUCUUGGUGGGGUGUGUUUCACAUGUCCAGCACUGUGGGGUUGGGGGGAACACUAGAAGAGGUAGUGGGAAGCCAGACUUUCCCACAUCACUCCACUGAGGCCACCUAGGCAGGAGGGACCGAGCCCUCCCUGUGCUCAGCACUGUGUUUUUCUUCAUCAUGUCACUUUUUACAUUACAUUAACGUGUAUCUCUGCUUGCUUCCAGAAAAGUACCUACAUCAGCUAUGCUGUAAUCCUUGCUUUUCUCACCCAAUAACUGGGAAUCCCCAGAGUGCCAAAACUAUCUUUUUAAUCUCUUAUUUCUUCAUCACCUAGUACCAUUUGGUGCUCAAUGUUCACUGAGCGAAGAAAACGGAAAUAAGACAUUUUCCUCAAGGAGCAGAAAUGAUUACACGUAUUUGGUUCUAAACAAACAACAAAAAUAAAGAGAACCAAUGAAGACUGAAGUAAACCACAUCACGAUUAUACAAAUGGAAAGAUCUGGUUGUUUGUGUCCUUUUUAUAAUACAUACUAUGCUCUUUGCUAAUUAACACUGGAGGACUCUUUCUGGUCGAUAAAAUACUUGGAUAAUUAAGUAUGCUUUCAUUUUAUGUCCCGGUACCAAAGAAGUCCAUUUAUUCAAAACAAAGGGACUGAACAUAAAACAUAAAACAUAAAAAGAAAAAAAAAAAAAGGCCUGUGGCUCCUCCUCCCAGACACCCCCCUCCAACAGUGAUGAAUAGGAGGGACUGUCUCCCUCCCCCUCCCUCGGAGACUAGCCUUGCAGUGUUUUAGGCUGUUUUGAAAUUCUGUUCUUUAGAGAUUUUUUUUUUCUUCUUCUUAAUAUCAAAGAACUGCUGCUAUUCCUUCGGGCUGGCGCAGCAGGGGCCGGUGAAAUGCAGGCUGACGACCGCGCGCCAGGGGCUGUGCUCGCCCCGGUCGGCGACGCGCACACACCUUGAGUGACAGCGACUUCUUCUCUACAGGUUUUCCCCGCGGGAGCGUGGCCCUUGCGGGCGUUCGGUUUUCUCUGGAAAUCGCCAAAACGGCUAGCCGGGCGCAGCGAUUCCGACCCGGGGACUCCAGCCCCGGCUGUGCGCGUCGCCGCGGACGGGCUCUGCGGGCCACGGGGAAGGUGCAAGGAGGCGCGAGCAGGCUGUGAGCCGCCGGACGCUCCCUCGAGCCCGCUCCUCCCCCCCGGGAGCAGGGCAGAGGCGCCGGGAGCAGGGCAGAGGCACCGCGCCCACCGCCUCCGCGGCCGCCUGAUGUGCCAGCAGCCCGCAACGAGGCAGUCCCAGCGCAGAGGCCCCGCUCCUGCUGCCAGCGCGCGGCCUUCCUCCUCCUAGAGGACGCUCUCUGCGCGGGCCCCGUGAGGAGGCGGCGGCGGGGCGAGCCGCAGCGCCGAGGCAGGAGGUUUGUCCCCGCCCGCGCGCCGUACCGCGGCGGAGAUGGGCGAGACCAUGUCAAAGAGGCUGAAGCUCCACCUGGGAGGGGAGGCAGAAAUGGAGGAACGGGCGUUCGCCAACCCCUUCCCGGACUACGAGGCCGCCACCGGGGCGCUGCUCGCCGCCGGAGCGGCUGAAGAGACAGGCUGUGUUCGUCCCCCGGCCACCACGGAUGAGCCCGGCCUCCCGUUUCAUCAGGACGGGAAGAUCAUUCAUAAUUUAAUAAGACGGAUCCAGACCAAAAUUAAAGAUCUUCUGCAGCAAAUGGAAGAAGGGCUGAAGACAGCUGAUCCCCAUGACUGCUCUGCUUAUACUGGCUGGACAGGCAUAGCCCUUUUGUACCUGCAGUUGUACCGGGUCACAUGUGACCAAACCUACCUGCUCCGAUCCCUGGAUUACGUAAAAAGAACACUUCGGAAUCUGAAUGGCCGGAGGGUCACCUUCCUCUGUGGGGAUGCCGGGCCUCUGGCUGUUGGAGCUGUGAUUUACCACAAACUCAGAAGUGACUGUGAAUCCCAGGAAUGCAUCACAAAACUUUUGCAACUCCAGAGAGCGGUUGUCUGCCAAGAAUCAGACCUUCCUGAUGAGCUGCUUUAUGGACGGGCAGGUUAUCUGUAUGCUUUACUGUACCUGAACACGGAGAUAGGUCCAGGCACCGUGUGUGAGUCAGCUAUUAAAGAGGUAGUCAAUGCUAUUAUUGAGUCGGGUAAGACUUUGUCAAGGGAAGAAAGAAAAACGGAGCGCUGCCCACUGCUGUACCAGUGGCACCGGAAGCAGUACGUUGGAGCAGCCCAUGGCAUGGCUGGAAUCUACUACAUGUUAAUGCAGCCAGCAGCAAAAGUGGACCAAGAAACUUUGACAGAAAUGGUGAAACCCAGUAUUGAUUACGUGCGCCACAAAAAAUUCCGAUCUGGGAAUUACCCAUCAUCGUUAAGCAAUGAAACAGACCGGCUGGUGCACUGGUGCCACGGUGCCCCGGGGGUCAUCCACAUGCUUAUGCAGGCGUACAAGGUCUUUAAGGAGGAGAAGUACUUGAAAGAGGCCAUGGAGUGUAGCGAUGUGAUUUGGCAGCGAGGUUUGCUGCGGAAGGGCUACGGGAUCUGCCAUGGGACUGCUGGCAACGGCUACUCCUUCCUGUCCCUUUACCGUCUCACGCAGGAUAAGAAGUACCUCUACCGAGCUUGCAAGUUUGCAGAGUGGUGUCUAGAUUACGGAGCACACGGGUGCCGCAUUCCUGACAGACCCUAUUCACUCUUUGAAGGUGUAUAUGCAUUUGACAAACCCUCAGAGAAGUACACUUUGGAUUUGUGUGUUUCAUUGCAUGGCUGGCGCUAUUCACUUUCUCUCCGAUGUCCUGGGACCAGAGACAUCACGGUUUCCAGCAUUUGAACUUGACUCUUCGAAGAGGGAUUAAAAGGUGCAAAAAGACAACUAAAAUACCUGUUUGGAACAAAAGCCACCAGAUUGCUUAGUGCCUGACACAGAAACAACUGGGAAUCCUGAAAGAGAAGCAGACACUGUCACAGGCCCCUCUAUUAGAGCAUGAGUGAUCGAAGCCAUCCAUCAACAUUAACGGCACCCUCAUCAGUAUAAAAUAUGACUUCUUCACAUACAGAUUCUCUGUAGUGUUUGCAUGUUUCUUGGUGUUUGUUGUAUCCAGGUGUAAGUUGUUUUAAAUGGAAGGCCCCUCUAUUCCUGGGGGCUCAGAGCUGACCACGCAUGAAUGUAUGGCAGUGUCCACUUUUCUGUAUAAAAUGUAUAAAGUGGGGUUUCUUCCAUAUUGACAAACGAGGGAACAGGUGAUGUCUAUCUGGUAUAUCAGAAAGAUUAUCUAGGGUCUAUCCUAGUGAUAAUACAUUGUCAGCCUUUCCUGUGGCACCUUCCAGAUGAGUAUGAGGGAACCACCACUCCAAGGACGGACAGGAGCAGCAGUUCCGCAGGGGCGUGCUGGGGUGGUUUGGGAGGGCACAGCUGAACGCUUCCUGUUUGGAUUUUGCACUCACCUUCGUGUUUUAAAGAAGCCUCAGGGUGCAUUGCGGCUCUGUCAGGGCCCCAUUCCCAGCAGAGGCUUCCGGUGCUUUGUGUAGGGUCCAGGGCAGCCGGAGCUUUGAGGGUGAGACUUCUGGACCCAAAGGGAGCUUUCCCAAGAAGCCUUUGGUGGCCACACUGUAGGCAGCAGUGACUAAGCACUGGCAGUUCCAGAACAUUUACCCAGGUGUAUGUUACUAAAACAGGCUCCACCUCAGUUUAUCAGCGUUAUAAGUUACUGUUCUAAGAAGAGUAAAUACAGUUCCAGAUGGGUUAUUACAGAUGAACAGAAAGUCACUCAGCUGGACUCAUGUCCCUGCAAUUAAACUUAUUUCAACCUUUUGGAAAGUUAUCUAAGUCUAAAUUUGGAAUGAAUGCAUUUCAUAUUUUUUGUCUACUUUUGGGUGAUAAGUACUAGCCCUCAUUUAUAGAUAUGAGAAACAUAAUGUUCUAACCAACAUCAUUAUGGUAUUUGUGUGACUUUUAUUUAAAAAAAUGUGAGCAGUAAUUUGGGUUAGCCUACCUUCAUUCAUUCUGUCACAUAGAUUUCAGUUUUUAGAAGGGUUUCUGUCAUCCUGGAACAGGUGGUCUGGGACUAAGGACUUCUCAUCUUGUGAGCUAAGGCUUGUGUCAUGAAAGACAAGUGGACUCUCUUAACAGCCCAGUCCUCGUCUGCAGGGGGCAGCCUGAGCAUUUCCCAGCCCCAGUGUCCACACCUCUCAGAAAGGAGAAAAAAGAAUGUCAGUUUAGGAGAAAAGCCUCCUUUUUACUUGUGUGAUUAUGUGUGGAGCUGGCACCCUAAAUGUGUGACAUUCAGCUUCUAAACGAUGCCUGGAGAGUCUCUUUGCUGCAGACACCCUUGCUCCUGAGUCAUGAUUAUUUUCUUUCAUGUUAGAUUGACGACUUCUGUGAAUAGAACUCAUCCUGAUCCUAUUUUACCUGACCUCCUGGACCCGCUGAUGGGCUUUGCAGGCAGUCCAGCAGCCCAACCUGCAGGCAGGAUGCUGUCAUCCACGAGCUGAGGGCAGCUGCUUUGCAGAAGACCUCACACGAUGUCCAAUCACAUCCAAAUAACAUUGUUCCCAUCCUCCCCACCCACCUCAUCAAAACAUAACACAUCACAGCACUCGGUAGAGGUCCUGCCUCCCCGUUUCCCAAGGAAAGCAAGUAGGCAACACAGCCAGCACGGUGCUCUCCAGGGUGGCCCCUCUCAGAGGAGGAGGCAGCUGGUGCAGCCAGGCGUCUGCAGAGCAGCCACAAAGGUGGCCUAGGAUCCAGGUGUCUCCCUAGGUGAGUCCAUCCACACACAUGUUUGAAAAAUACUAUUAGUCUUUCUAAUACACUGAGGGAAAGAUUUUUAAAAAUCUGUGGAAUAAAGGAGGAGAUUUUAUUUACAGAUUUUUUAAAAAGCCACCUGGGUUGACACCUUCCUACUUACCCACUAGAUGUCAACAGAGGUGCUGUUCUGUGACUCUGCAUUAACCCCUGCCUCAUGUCUGUCACAUGUGCUGCUGUGUGACAGUAAUUCCAGCUCAGUCGCUGCAGGCAAAGGAGAAACGGGACUUACUUCACAGGACAGAGGAUUGACAGAAGUCAGUUGAAGGGAAGUGUUUGAAUCAGACUUUAGUACAUCUCAUUCAUUUCUUGGAUUUGUGUUCACAAUUGUGUUCUCUAAAAUGUGUCUAAAUUUUAAAAAUAUGUACAUGCAUAAUGUCAUUUUAAAAUAUGAAGGAAGGAAUUUGAUGUCCACAAAAAGUGUUUGAGGUUCUUUGGUUUUGUUAGUAAAAGCCAGUUCUGUGGUGUUGACCUAUG